Alternaria postmessia is the source of this 1071-nucleotide messenger RNA. RefSeq lists its product as uncharacterized. The record is from RefSeq and is a predicted model, not a curated record. The coding region runs from base 1 to 1071 and encodes 356 amino acids. NCBI's taxonomy places the organism in Eukaryota, Fungi, Ascomycota, Dothideomycetes, Pleosporales, Pleosporaceae. The transcript has 2 exons.
AUGAACUGUGCGCCGAUCAUCGAGGUCGCGAAUGCUAGCGUUAUCGUAGCCAGGAGCUCCGGAAACGUCCUGGACUUCGUCUUGUUAUCUGAUACUCAGCCUGAUCAGAAUGCAUGGGAGUACGCCUGGGAUAUUGUGUAUCCUGAACCAACACGAAACGAUGCUGAUGGAAAUGUUAGUUACGGUCAUUUGUUCAUGACCCAGCUUCUCACAGCUCCGUAUGUCAUCGCUCCAAGAAGGGCACACUCUUGGCUCUCAUACAACAAGAGCAUUGAGGAAACAGAAAGCGAGCGCUUCAACAUCCGCGACCGCGACCGCGGUCUCAAUGUCGACUUCAUGUCCUACGCAAACUGGCACCUUACCAACAAGAACUCAGAUGCACUGCUAAACACAACCACACUAUUCUGGCACUCCGAAAAGACCUUGCAGACCUUCUUCAAGCACUUUGCUCACUCUGGAUCAUCGCAACUUGGUGGUUACCGUUCAGCUGAUGAUUCUGGGAGAGCGGUUUAUAAGAAUGCCCUUGACUGGCAAGAUGGUGUUAUUAACGCAACGUUCACGGAACGUUUCGAAGUCCUGGUCAUGAAUGAGGUUGCUACCUGGAUCUCUCUGACCAUUCUCAUUUUGCUCAUAAUCAUCCUGAUUGUUCUCAUCGUGAGCUUGCAGAUCGUGUAUCCAAGCUCAUCUCUGCAGCACCCUAUAGAGUGCUUGGCAGACGUACUUACCAUGGUUGCUGGGAGCGAUGGUCUAAUUAGUCUAAUCGAAGAGCAGGGCGUUGAAGGUUUCGCCAACAGUGACAAAAUGACGAGAUUAGGUUGGUUCAAGGAUCGGAAGGGAGAUGUCAGAUGGGGUGUUGAGCUCGUAGAUGCGGAGGGUAUCGAAUGGGUUGAUGGGCCUGAGGCAGCUAGGCCGGAUGAAGUUGGUGACGAAGAGUCAUCGGUCGGAAGCAGAGGAGUGGCUGAUACGAACAGCUCACUUCUGGAAGGUGAGCGGAGGCCGCUUUCUCCGCAAUAUUCCGCUCAAGAGCAAGAAGCAGAAUCGAUGUUGGAACAGCAGAGCCACUCAACGUAG